Messenger RNA from Lymnaea stagnalis (great pond snail), 18033 nucleotides. Lineage: Eukaryota; Metazoa; Mollusca; Gastropoda; Lymnaeidae. The record is from the annotation of a GenBank genome assembly.
UUUCAGAGCUGAAGAAAUUGGUGAUAACCAAAAUUCAGACGACGUACACAUGACCAUGACCCUCAGUGACCUCUGGUAAUCAGCUGAUGGUGUUGCUCCAGGGGUGACUUAGUCCCUCACUGUUUUGCUGUAGCAAAGAUAACGCUGUUCACAGUGCCCCUCUUUCAUUUACGAAACAGAUCAGGUUUGGUUGAUAUUUUGAUUCGUUUUAGUUUCAUUAUUGAAUAUGUUCUCUUACCGAUCUAUAGCUAUUUUUUUAUUAUUAUUAAAUAAAGAAACAGGUGGUCAAAUAGAACAGUGACCCCAAUUUAAGCUUUAUCUUAAGACGUUUAUUACAAUCUUUAAAGUAUUUACAUUCACCAGAGCCGUCAUGUCACAUUUUGAGUGCCCCCCUCCCCCUUUUUCAACACGCACACACACACACUUUUCUCACUUUUCGGUUUUGUGCCAUCUGCAAAGUUGAGAGUUAAAAUUUCCCAAAAGUCUAUCCCUGAACUUCAUGACCACUGAGAUCUCUGCAACUAACGAGAAUAUCUUUAGCUGAGACUUGUAAACGCUGAUAGAAAAACCACAUCUUUUUUUUCUGGAGCUCUGUCCUGGAUCCGAAUCUUGAAUUGCAGAAGAGGGUCAUUUUCGGUUAGGAGAUAAGGUAGAGAUGGUAGGAGAGAGAGAUGGUUGGAAAGAGAUUGUAGAAAAAAGAUGGUAAGGGAAAGAUGGUAGCAGAGAGAUGGUAGGAGAGAUUAAAGACCACGAUUACAGUAAAGAAAUUAACAGUAAUUAUUACUAAAAUAUUUUAAAUGAUUGCCCAUUUACCUAAGACUCAUGGAGCUCCCGCAAUUCUAUCCACAACAACAAGCGGAUUUCCGCUCCAGAGGAAAUAAGGCCCUGGCUAAAGCUCCGUUCCAAAGCCCCUAAAACGGUGGUUCUCAACCUUCCUAAUGCCGCAACCCUUUAAUACAGUUCCUCAUGUCGUGGCGACCUCCAACCACAAAACUAUUUUUGUAGCUACCGGUACUUCAUAACUGUAGUGAGUAUGUGUUUUCCGAUGGUCUUAGGCGACCUCUGUAAAAGGGUAUUUGACCCCUAAAAGGGUCGCGACCCACAUGGUUGAGAACCGCUGCCCUAUAAGAAACUUUUUUUUUUUUUUUAAAAGCCCAAUUUAAGGUCUAAGAUUGUUGAUCUUCAAGUAUAAUGUUUAUGUUAAUGUCUCAAAAGAACGCGUUUUGACAUUUCUGAGUAAGUUGAAAGUUGAACCUUUGAGCAGAAACUGUGGCGAGCCCAGGUUAAGUGUCACCUGGACCGAACCAAGAUUUGUAACGCCCACAAAACUUCGACCAGUUUGCCGAAAAUGUCGCCUCUCCAUGUAAAGAAAAAAGUGCUGCGAGGGGGGGGGGGUUCUCCCUACGCCCUCUCCCUAUAAUGCCACUGUCAGCUGAAUUCUACUUAUUUAUCAUGCCUUGUCAUAUAGUUAAGGGGGGAAAGGAAAGGACUGGAUGACGUAAUAUCUGUAUUCAUUCGUAAACGAUCACUAGCAUCUGUCUGACGUGUAGCAGUAGACAGAGGCGUAGCGAGGGUGUUUGGCGCCCGGGGACAAGUUUCGCGCCCGGGGAACAAGAUCUAUUUUAUAGCGCCCCUUUUUCUUUUUUUCAACUCUCAAACCCCAUUAUUUUCAUCAAUAAAGUAAUAUCAAAGCACAUUUUGGCGCCCCUAACUACCUAGCGCCCGGGGACAUCUGUCCCCCCUGCCCUCCCCUCGCUACGCGUCUGGCAGUAGAAGGAAGCAUACGUUUUUUAGACAGCUUUUAUCUUUUGUAUUCACGUUGAUCCACAUCGUGCAUCCUAAUAGACAUUGACGUGCGUGUGUGUGUGUAAUCUUGUUGUUGUUUUUUUUUUUGUUUUUUUCUAGUUCAAAACACACUACACAAAAGGGAUGUCAAGACUAAAAGAACUCUGUGCUGGACUACCCUUGGACCCUCUACCUGAGCUCCAUCCACGAGAUCCCAAAGUACCCCAUGCCCCAACCAGGCUGCAAGACCUGACACGUGAGGAAGAAAAGGUUGGAGUAUAACAGUGCUGGCACAAAUUUCCGACCACUAAUCAUGAAUUUUGAUCGGUCAUAUAGUUUGAAUAGAUUAGUUCAUAAAUUUCUAAGAAACUUAGCGAUCUAUUAAUGUUGAAGUAGUUGAAUGUUGAUUUUGUUAAAUCAAAAUAAUGAAAAUAUGUCAUUAUUUUUUUUAUUUUUAUUUUAGAUUACCUAAUUUAGAUUGAACUUUGUUCUUAAAAUAAAUUUAAAAUGGCAUUAUCAUAGUUUAUAUUUAAUUGUUCAUUUAAAUAUAAACAUGGUUUUCUUGAUUCUACAGACUACUUUAAAAUAAGUAGGUUACCAACACAUAACAUAUAUAAAAAAAAAAAAAAUGUUUUUUUGUUUUUUCACAAGCCUAAUUCUAAAUUAUUUCGGUCAUAUCAAACGUUAAUGCAAUCUGCCUUUCAUUGUACAACGUCUCUAAACCUAAGAAACGAUGUAAAACAUAGUGAAACAUACAUAUGUUUUCAGUGGCGGAGCUAAGGUAAGUGCCGCCUGGGACGGGCCAAGAUAUUUGUCGUCCCCUUCCAGGAUAAAAAAGCCACCCUUUUAUAUGAAGAGAAAAAGUUCAGCCCGUGUGGACGGCCCCACUCUUCCUAUGUCACUUUGUGUUUUGUAUUAGUGUGUGCCUCAAACGGCUUCUCUCAGCGCUUGCAACAUUGCCACAUACACAUUUGGAAAAAGAGAAACAAAGCUCAUUCAACAUAAAUAGUCUAAUAGAUCUCUUCUAGGCCUUAGAUAUAGAACCUUAAAAUUUGUCUUUAUUCUUUUUGAUAAACGUAAUAGCUGGCCAUAAAGUUCUGUAGCAGUAAUGUCUACUGCACAGUUGAGUAGCUGGGGCAAGUGCAAACCGGGGUUGGCCUAAACGUAUAGGGUGAGCCAAAAAAUUUGCCGCAUAUAUAUGUACUUCGACCAUUGGCGUAUCAUAGGGGUUAAUUGGGAUGAUGGGACAUAACGGGGGUCAUGUUUACGGCCGUGAAAAAUAUUUAAUCCGUAUUUUCCACAUCACCGGUUAUCGAAUUUCCAAGACUUGGGCAAAAAAGGGGAAUGACGUAUUUGGCAAGUGCUGUCCAGGUACGUCCUGUGAGUUGUGGCGCUAAAUGCACCCAAGACCGAAUGGUCUAAGAACUUAUGAUCAGAUUAUUCAAAAAAAAAAACUAAACAUAAGCCAUUAUAUUCAUUUCUGAGGAGAAAAGCUUAUUUUCAUCUAUCUGCAAUUUUACUAAAAUUGUUUUCCAAUAAAAAGAAAAUCCUGGCAAACAUUGUUAUUUCUUCUGUUAAUUCUGGCUUGCCUGUUAAACAAUUAAAUGAAAACUUUAAAGGUGCCGUCUGUUCCACGUUUUAUUUUUUCUUGUUUAUUAUUCCACGAAAGUCUUGCUACAGACUAAUUUUAAGGAACAACGAAAAACUCGAACAAGGAUUUUCAAGAUUUAAGAAAAAUUGACUAUGUAUAAAAAAAAAUCCAUUUAUUUAGAUAAUAAACUUAUAUUAUCUUAUUAUUGUCAUAUUACAACUUGGUCAAUUAUUUAGCAUACGAGGCAUAAUCGGUCCCAGCCCAGACCUACUAAUAAAGAUCAAUACUCGGAGGUCGAGAUUCUAUCUCUUAGGACCUUGGCCGUGAAACAUAGCCUAGUAGUCCCUGGGGACUCCGGCCAUGCAACUCGGCCUUGAGUAACGGGGUUUAGGGUAGGUUUCUUCCACUCAUGAGGGGACAGUUUUGCGUCACAGCCCCCCUUGCCCAUUGAGUCUUACGGUCGAGACGUAGGGUUGGAACAGCUUUGCUUCCUCUCCGGAGAUGACGUUGCUUUGCCACCCCCACUGCCCAGGGAGCCGUACGUUCCUUGGUGUGGCACGGCUUUGCUUCCCCUCCGGGAGAUGUCACAAGCUUAACUUUCUCCCACCGUUCCUAGGAGUUGUGUGGACAUGGGUCAAAACGGCUUUACCUCCUCUCCGGGGGAGGCGUUGCGUUACCUCACCCCACCGUUCAGGGAGUUGUUCGGACGGGACUGUGUCGGGACGAAACGGUCGCCUAGGAGCGGCUUUCUCAAGGCCGCAUGUUUUUAAUCCUCGGCAAGGGUUUUAAAAGAAAACUCAUGCCUCAUAUCCAUUAUCGCCCAGACCUACUGCAAUGAACUAUUAUUAUUUAUCCUACAAUGCAUAGAUAGCUAUAAUGAUUGAAAUUAUCGUUUUAAUAUUAAAGAGAUUGAUUUAACUUAGACAAUUAAUGUUCAUACAUAGUAUGCUUAAAAUGGCUGCAUUUAAACUUAAUCAUUUGAAUAUAGUUAAUCUUUAUGAAAAGUCUGCCUUUCCUGGGUCCUAACUUCUAAAAGUUAAGUUUCAAAAAUUAUUUUAAACUCUUGAUUUGAAUGAAUUUUUUUGCGCUGAAGCAAGAUUUAGUCAAUAAUUUAAGAAUCCCAAAGUCUGCUAAUAGAAAGUAAAAAUUCACGGUAAAAUAAAAUUAUGCGUUUCGUCUUUUAAUCCCUAAUAUUCCUCUCUUUUGGUUGCAGUUGGUUGACUUAUGCCGCCACUCGAUUAAUAGAAUAAAAGUACCGCCCUUGGGGCGGACCGUACCCCGUCCCGUUCCUUCUUCAGUGCAGCUGAAUCGUCAUUUUCAAAUGCUCAAGCUAAUCAAAGGCCCGUAUCGUUUAAAAUAAAAAAAAUCCAAAUAAAUCACAGUGGGGCUGUUUCUAUUAAAACAUGUAACUGUAAAAAAAAGUUUUAAAAUAAACUCCAAAUUUUUUUCUGGGUCAAGAAUUGGAUAAUCUGGAACCUUUUAGUUAAAGGAUAAUAAGGGGAGAGACGGCCAUAUCUACAUGUAGGCGUAGGCCUACAGGUUCAGGCCAACUAUAGAGAUGAGGUAUCCAACACCUUAGCCUUAGGAAGUACGAUAAUAUACAACCUUUUAGUAACAUUGAAUGUUUUUGUUUUUAGUUGUGUUUUUUUUCGAGAUCUUAACCUUAAUGGAUUUUUUUUUUUUUUUGAUGGUCUCUUUUCUUUUGUUGGAAUUUUCCGCCCCUUGAAUAUGUUUUUGUUUUUAGUUGUGUUUUUUUUCGAGAUCUUAACCUUAAUGGAUUUUUUUUUUUUUUUUGAUGGUCUCUUUUCUUUUGUUGGAAUUUUCCGCCCCUUGAAAUGUCGCUCUAGGCAACCACCUAUAUCGCCUGUACGGUACCUAAAUUUUAAAGUGGUCACUUAACAUAAAUUUUAAUUUUUAAGGUCGUGAAUGGGUGAAUUGGAAACGGGAGAUAAUAAUAAUGUGCAAAAUUUGUUAAAAUAAACAUGUAGUAAUUAUUUCCCUUACUAUAAAUGUGUACGGUAAUACUUUUACAACCAAAUGGAAAAGCUACUAAUCAUUACUUUAAAAAUUGUUGUUGUUUUGUUGUUGUUUUUUUUUUUUUUUGGGGGGGGGGGGGGGUUACCGUUUACGUCAUAAAGCUAUACAUAGUAAGAGAGACCCCAUUCCAAUUAUUUUCUAAGGGAAUCGUUUAAAUAAGUAUUUUAUUUAAAUGAAAGUUGGACCUUAGGAUUAUUUUUACAUAUAAACAUCAAAAACAUGUUGUUCGUCUGUCGGGAGUCGACCAUGACCACUUUAUUGAAGUAUCCCAUGUCUAUAUUAUUAAAGGUAACUCUUAUCUGAAAUAAACUAUAUUUCACCCCCUUGUGUAGUUGGCCGUCCAAAAUGCACUGAGAUAUUUCCCAUCAAAGCAUCAUGAGCUGUUGGCCACAGAGUUUGCCAUAGAGCUAAGAACCUAUGGCCACAUCUACAUGUACAGAUUUAGGCCAACUAUAGAGAUGAGGUAUCUAGCACCUUAGUUAAGAAGUACGAUAAUGUCACAAACUGUUCACUUAUCAUAGCACACAAAAUGUUCACUUAUCAUAGCACACAAACUGUUCACUUAUCAUAGCACACAAACUGUCCACUUAUCAUAGCUCACAAACUGUUCACUUAUCAUAGCUCACAAACUGUUCACUUAUCAUAGCACACAAACUGUCCACUUAUCAUAGCUCACAAACUGUUCACUUAUCAUAGCUCACAAACUGUUCACUUAUCAUAGCACACAAACUGUUCACUUAUCAUAGCACACAAACUGUUAAUUUAUCAUAGCACACCAACUGUCCACUUAUCAUAGUACACAACAGGUCACCUAUCAUAACUCACAAGCUGUAUACUUAUCAUACUCAGAUGUUUUUUAAAGUAAAUUGAUUAGGCAUAUGAACACUGCCUUUUUUUAACAUUACAAAAUGUAUCAUUUGUACAUACACCAUUGGAAAUAGUCAUUACUAGUUAGGAAAAACUCAUGAAAAUCUCAAGUGUUGUUACAAUAAAUGGUCUUCCAUUCUUUAUUGAAAAGAGGUAUCUAUUUUAAAACAAAAUUAACACAGAUUAGUCACAUUGUAGGACUGACCCUUAUUUCAUUGAACCUAAUUAAGGUCUGGCCUUUCCGUAUUCAGUACAGUAAAAUUAAAUUUGAACAUUUCUUCUCCAGAGCCUACCCUAUUUCUGAGUAUCCAGCAAAAUGCCAAGCUGCCGCUGCUAUAAUGCAUAUGAUAAUGAACAACCUUGACCCCAGAGUAGCCCAAUUUCCACAUGAACUGGUAACCUAUGGUGGCAAUGGUCAAGUAUUCUCAAGUUGGGCUCAGGUAAACUGUAAAUUGCUGUGUUAUUUUAUUAGUUUUUGCCCACACAAAAUUCAGCAAGAAAUCAUAAUUGGACCUAAUUGGCAUUGGUAAAUCUUUUUUUUUAAACUUUCAAAUUUUACCUAGUUCACAAAGAUUUACAAAUAAAUGCCAUGAAAAUUGUAAAAAUAUUUAAAUUACCAUAUUUAAACUCUUUUAGGAUUUUCUUUUGACAUGCAUUCACAUAUUAUUUUGAUAGUUUUGGCUGACAAUGAAGUACCUGUCAGAGUUAACAGACACUCAAACAUUAGUAAUGUAUUCAGGUCAUCCAAUGGGCAUAUUCCCCAGUUUGACAUCAUCACCCAGGCUGGUCAUCACUAAUGGCAUGGUGAGUUAAUUAGUAAAUUCACUAUUUUGGUAACGGUUAUCACUGAGUAUUCUUUCUCAAUCUUUAUUUAUCACGAUAGAGAGCAUUUUCUAGAUGUUCAUACCAUUUUCAGAUGGUUCCCAACUAUUCCAGUCGAGAAAUGUAUGACAAGUUAUUUUCUCUGGGCGUGACCAUGUAUGGUCAGAUGACUGCAGGCAGUUACUGUUACAUUGGCCCGCAGGGCAUCGUCCAUGGCACCACAGUAGGUUUAUUAUGUGAUAAAACUAAAGUUGUUCAUAGCCCAACUGAAUAUUUAACAUUUAAACAUGGUAAAUGCUGAUACAAAAUUUAUUAAAAUUCCAUUUGCUUAAACCCUUUAUUAUGAAGUAUUAAGAUAGCUAAGCAUUGUUUUGGUGUAAAAUAUCAAAAGAAAUCCUUCUGCAUUCUGGAGAUUAAAGAAAGGCACACAUAUUUCUUAAUUCUAUUAGCUGACGAUUCUCAAUGCUGCACGGAAACACCUGAACACAAAUGAUUUGGCUGGAAAGGUUACUUUGUUUUAAAAUUUUUAAAAACUAAAAUUGUGAUAACACACAUUAACAAGCUUGUAUUCCUCCUUUUUUUUUACAUUUUAUCUUAAAACUCUAGACUCUAUUCUAUUCAAGAAGCAUAGCUAUAAAGUAUAAAGUAUUUAUGUAGAAAAUAUUAAAUAUAAUUUGUAUUCUAUGUAUUUAAGAAGCAGAUUAUUUCAAUAGCGAUUUUUAAAACAAACACUCAUCAAUUUAAAAACAUGUUAAAAUAGUUGUAAUGCUUCAUUUGAAAGCUAUUUUUCAAAAAUAAUAGUAGCAUUACACAUGCAUAGACUAACUUCCAUUAGUACGUUGCCUAUUGUGAUUUACUUAUUAUUUAUCAAUAAUACUAAAACACAUUUAAAUAAGGAUUUGCACAAUUUCUAGGUGUUUGUUAGUUCUGGCCUGGGUGGAAUGAGUGGUGCCCAAGCUAAAGCUGCAGUCAUUUGUGGAUGUGUUGGUGUUAUCGCUGAGGUAAGUUCUGAAAGCUGUUAGCCUGACCAAAGUGAUAUGUUUUAUGACCUCUUUGCAUGUUUAUAUCUUUUCUAAUAUUUAGUACCCUAUUAUAUUUAAACUGCAGAAAAUAAUUUUUGAAAUAAUUUUUUAAAAGGUAAAACAUUUUCUUUGGAUUAUUUUUUUUUAAAAUUUCUGCCUAAAAUAUAAGUUAUGGCUAAGCCAUUAGUGCACAAAACUCUGCCUGAAUUGGUCCAGAAUUUUUUUAAUUUUGUGACCAUGAAGUUAUUGUAGUUUUACUACAAAAUGCAUGACACGCCAUGAUGAUAGAGAAAACCAUUGUACCAAGGCCCUUAAUUAAGUUCAAGCAAAAAAAUCUGUACUGUGUUACAUAAAAAUCACAGUGUGUUUUCUGACAGAUUCAAUUCAAAUUUGCUCAGAAUUUUGACAUAAAAAAUGUAUUCUUCAUAACUGUUAGGUAAGUGAAGAGGCAUUACUUAAGCGCUACCAGCAAGGCUGGGUUAUGGAACUUGUUGAUAACCUGGACAAUCUAAUAGCACUGUUGAGGAAUGCCCGUCGCCGAAAGAAACCUCUCAGUAUUGGCUACCAUGGAAACAUUGUGGAUGUUUGGUAAUUAUUUUCAGUUAAUUGAGACACAUCUUUUUAGAAGUUAUUUUUAUUAUCAGAAACCUGCAGCGACUAUACUGAUGAUGCCUUAGACUUCUCUUUUGUGAUGGCAAUUAUUAAACUACAAAAAUGCCAAAAGAUAACAAGAAAUUAUUAGGUUAAUACAGAUUCAAUACCACUAAUAUGCACAUUCUUUGAUCUUGCUACCAUUUUUUUUAAAAUAACAAUUAAAUUAUGUUAAUUUGUGUUACCUAAAAAAUGAAUUUUAUAUGUGUCACAAAGAAGAAAUAGAAACUAACUUUAUAGUUGAAGAGAUAUGUCCUUAAAAAAAUAAAUAAUUGAUCAGUAAAUUAUUUAUGUAAUAAUUAUACAUCAUAUUAACUAACUCCAGGAUUUAGAUUAGAUUUCAUUUCUUAAAAAUCAGGGAACGUCUAGUGAUUGAGUAUGAAGCUGCAGGAGAAGUUCUGGCUGAUUUGGGAUCUGACCAGACCUCUUGUCAUAAUCCAUUCCAGGGUGGCUACUACCCAGUACAGAUCAACUAUCAGGAGGCUAGAGAUCUGAUGCACCAGGAUCCUCUGAAAUUCAAAAUUUUGGUACAAGAAAGGUGAAGAAUAAAAUAUUCAUAUAAUGUAUUUACUGUGAGAAUUAACUUGGGCUUGUACCAUAAAAAUAUAAAUUUUUCGUACCGGGUACUAAAUAUGGAGAUUUAAAAAUCGGGAAAUUUAAAAAAAAAUGAUUUAAGGUUGAAAUGGUUUGGAAAUGUAAAAUACUUUUAGUCUGAAGUAGAGGUUUGAACUGUUAAAACUGAUAUUUUUUAAAAAUUUAAGUUUGGGUUUAAAAAAGUAAAGAUAUGUAACGUAUGGUAUAUCCUUUGCAAGUUAUUUAUAACAUAUGCAUGUGUAUUUAAAAGAUAAUUCUAUUUAAGUGUGAUUUGCAUUAUACAAUAAUAUUAGAAUGAACUUAAAGUCUUUGAAGAUGAAAAUAUGAAAUACUAUGGGACAUUAAUAAUAUUAUAUGUAUAUAGCCUUUGUCGUCAUGUGAAAGCCAUCAACAGACUAGCAUCUCAUGGCUUGUUCUUCUUUGACUAUGGAAAUGCUUUCCUUCUCGAGGCCAGUAGAGCAGGUGAUCUUUUAAUUUACUUAAUUUUUAUAUUGAUGCAUUAACUUAAAACCUCUGAAUGAUGCAAAUUAUACAAUGACAUUUUUUUUUUUUGCCCUCAAACAUGUUACCUUGGUGGAAACCUCAAGGUCUCUUUAAAUUGCUUCCAGAAAACAUGUGUACAAAACUAAAAAUAUUUCUAUCACAUGAAUACCUCCCUAAACCCCUUGCUAAAUAACAUAAAACUGUUGACUUCUUCAGUAUUCUUCUAGUUGAGGAAAAAAACUAUUAAAACGGAACCUGUCUGACUUACAGAAAUCCUUUACAUAAAACCAUUUUUUAAUUUGAUCAAUUAAAAAUUUAAUUUUUUAGCCUUACAAGAUAAACGUUCUAAAAGAAAAUUAAUAUGGCAACAUAUUUUACAUUUAGGGGCUGACGUUGGGAGGACAGCUGGACUACAUGGCACAAAAUUCAAAUAUCCUUCAUAUGUACAAGACAUAAUGGGGGAUAUUUUUUCCUUAGGCUUUGGUCCUUUCAGGUGAGAAGAUUUCAUGAUUUGAUACAUGUAGCUGCAUUUUUAUUUUAUGACUAAAAAGUUUCAGGUGUAAAGGGUGCAUCCCUUUAACAGAUGAUAAGUUACAAAUUGCUUCUUUCUUAAAGUGCAAUCCAGUUUGUGAUUCUUUGAUUGAACUCAUAACUCACAGUUGGAAGACAGUGAAAUUAAGAAGCUACACCAUCAUCUCACAUAGAGAGUCAGAUGCUGAAUUGUGUGUUGCUUUUUUUUUUUUUUUUAAACAAUGACGUAAAACCAGAUGGAUCUCUUUGUUCAAGAAAAUGUUUAAAGCAAAGAACAAACAAUUUUAAAACGUUUUGUACAUUUUUUUGUUGAUUGAAUUGUGUUUUUCAAAGUUUAAAUGUAUUGAUAGUUGAACACAAGCAUUUAUAAUUUAAAUUUUCACCCCCAUUUACAGGUGGGUUUGUACAUCAGCUGAGCCAAGUGAUCUUGAGAAAACUGAUGCUAUAGCUACAUCCAUCAUUGAAGAUCUAACAGCACAAAAUGGUAUUAAAAAUUCAUUGCAAUAUUUUGUUUAUGGUUUAGAAUAUAUUCUUUUGUUGAAAAAUAAUAAAAAAAUGUUCUGUCAAUACAUUUAAUGUUUUUUUACAUACCGGUACCGUAUAAGAAAAUGUUUAGACCAUUCAUAGUAGUUGAGGGAAGCUAAUUUUAAACCACAUUUAAUAAAAAAUACUGACAUCAACUUUAUGACUGGUGACUUUGUUUUCUUAUCUCUUUUCUAUCUCAGUUUAGGGUAUUCAAGCAGUUACACGGUUGCAGUGCAGUUAUUGUUUUGUAAAUGUUAAAGAAGUACAGACAUGUUUUAGUUAUAUUAACUUAAUUUAACAUUAUAAUUAUAGUUCCCAAGCCUAUCAGACAACAAUAUGAAGAUAAUGGAAAGUGGAUCAGAGAAGCAGGGGAACAUAAGCUGGUAAUUUUACAUUCGAUAGUGAUGUCACUAAAGAGUUGUGAGGGUUGUUGAAUGCAUUUUAAUUUUAAGACACCAUCAUUCAGUAAAAAUGGGUGCUGAGUGGUCUAAACUGAGCAAAACUGAGCAAAUUUCAAGUUGAUGGUUUGAUGCUCAGUCAAUCAAAAACACCACCAGCACUCCGGGUGGAUGGGACUCGUUAACCUUGGAUGGCAAGUCAUCAAAGAGAAGGAAACUCUGAAUUCAAAAAUGGAGGUGGAGUCCCGUAGUUGGGUAACAUUGGUACAAUUGAAUAAAACAUUCCGACAACUCCUGCUAGGCCACUGGUGCCAAGCUGUAUCAUCCAAAUGAUGUUCCCUUGGGUUAUCCAGCGGCGAAUUCCACACCAUCGUCACAGUGUGACGGACAGAUGCCAGAAAAAAAAAUUGUGUUUAGUUAAAAUUCAGUAAGAGUUUUAUUCAUUUAUAUGGAUUCCAUUUUUAAUGGAAUGAUGUUUAUGAGGAGAACACUAACCUAACUCAUUACACUUAAUUUAAGAUUUCUACUGUAGAGGUGGAUGGGAUGUAUUUUUUUAUAUUUAUACCUUUGAUGUGAUGAGCCAAUGGUGCAAUUUCAUAAAAUUAUACACAUUGUUUAAUCACUAGAGAUUCUGUUGUUAAUUUAAUUUUUCCAUAGUUAUAAAUCCUAGUUGCCUUAUAUUUUUACAUGAAAACAAAUUAAUUCUGGUGCUCAAAUUGUAUGCAACCUAAUUUGGUUAUUUACUAUUAUGCUCAAGGUGGUGGGCUCCCAAGCUAGAAUCCUCUAUUCUGAUCAAGAAGGUCGCACUGCCAUUGCCUUAGCUUUUAACAAAGCUGUUUCAGAUGGGCUACUCAAGGUAAAAUAUUUUAGGCCUGCGUGUCAAAAUAUUGGAUUUUUAAUAUAUUAUAAGAUGAACAAUGAUAUUAUUGGGCCAAUAUAAAUAUUACCAGUUCAGUAGGCCUAACUAAUGGUACUUCAGGUGGAGGGUGGAAAGAACCUUAUCUCUCUUAGCCCCAACUUUCUAUACAAAAAUCUAAAGAUAAAUUAUAAAGAUGCAUAAAAAUUAUUCAUACCUAUUCAUAUCAUCGUUUUGUUUACCUGUUUACUUUUCAUCUCAGAAUCCAUAAUUAUAUAUUUCUAUAUUGGGGUGCUUUCUUCCCCACUGAUCAAACCAACCAAUGUUGAACCAAUCAAAGACUAAUCGGCUACAGACAUUAGGAUUAUCCACAAACGUGAAAAAAAAAACAGAACUCUGUUCAAACAAAAACCAAGACUGUUCACAAUGCAAAUGUGCACUAAAGAACUCAACAGUUAUUCUGACCACACAAUUUUACAGCGAAUGUCUUGCUAUAGAUUGAUAUUAAGGAACACUCCAGUGGAGUCAGGAUGAUGAAAUUGAAUCCCUAAAUUGAGAUAGAAAUCUACCUCAGGAGUUUCAAGCCUUAAUUACAUAUAAAAAUUAUUGUUUCCCCAGGGCCCUGUGGUUAUUAGUAGGGACCAUCAUGAUGUCAGUGGCACUGACAGUCCUUACAGGGAAACAUCAAAUAUUUAUGAUGGUUCUGCCCUGUGUGCAGGUCAGUGGCAUUCAAAAAAAUAUUAGCUGCUUGUGUUCUUUUAUCAAAAUCAAUUCACUCCUGGUAGACCAAGGACCUUGAAGGCUAGGGCUUAAUAUUUUUUUUUUCCACUUGUCCUCAUCAUUUGGACCCAGCCUUUUGACAUCAAGUAAAGAUGACUUUCCAGAUCUCUCCCCCCCCCCCAACCUUGAAUACCGGUACAAGGAGCUAUUUAUUAUAUAACGAUAUAUUGUAAAUAUUAAAUUUUAAAGCAAUUCCUUUUUAUAACUAAUUUUUGCUUAAUAUUUUUUUUUUCCACUUUUCCUCAUCAUUUGGACCCAACCUUUUGAAAUCAAGUAAAAAUGACUUUCCAGAUCUCUCCCCCCCCCCCCAACCUUGAAUACCGGUACAAGGAGCUAUUUAUUAUAUAACGAUAUAUUGUAAAUAUUAAAUUUUAAAGCAAUUCCUUUUUAUAACUAAUUUUUUCCAUAACGGCACUUGUGCACAUUUUUAUAAUUGUGAGGCGCACUGAAGAAAUAUAAAGAUAGUGACUUGCAUUAUCAGCCCCAUCUUAUAGCUUUUGUAACACUUCUCUUACGAGGGUUUAUCAGCUCCAUCUUAUAGCUUUUGUCAUACUUCUCUUAUAAGGGAUUAUCAGCUCCAUCUUAUAGCUUUUGUCACACUUCUUUUAUGAGGGAUUAUCAGCUUCAUCUUAUAGCUUUUGUCACACUUCUCUUAUAAGGGAUUAUCAUCCCCAUCUUAUAGCUUUUGUCACACUUCUUUUAUGAGGGAUUAUCAGCUCCAUCUUAUAGCUUUUGUCACACUUCUUUUAUGAGGGAUUAUCAGCUCCAUCUUAUAGCUUUUGUCACACUUCUCUUAUAAGGGAUUAUCAGCCCCAUCUUAUAGCUUUUGUCACACUUCUUUUAUGAGGGAUUAUCAGCUCCAUCUUAUAGCUUUUGUCACACUUCUCUUAUAAGGGAUUAUCAGCCCCAUCUUAUAGCUUUUGUCACACUUCUUUUAUGAGGGAUUAUCAGCUCCAUCUUAUAGCUUUUGUCACACUUCUCUUAUAAGGGAUUAUCAGCCCCAUCUUAUAGCUUUUGUCACACUUCUUUUAUGAGGGAUUAUCAGCUCCAUCUUAUAGCUUUUGUCACACUUCUCUUAUAAGGGAUUAUCAGCCCCAUCUUAUAGCUUUUGUCACACUUCUCUUAUAAGGGAUUAUCAGCUCCAUCUUAUAGCUUUUGUCACACUUCUCUUAUAAGGGAUUAUCAGCCCCAUCUUAUAGCUUUUGUCACACUUCUCUUACGAGGGAUUAUCAGCCCCAUCUUAUAGCUUUUGUCACACUUCUCUUACCAUGGAUUAUCAGCCCCAUCUGAUAGCUUUUGUCACACUUCUCUUAUGAGGGAAGGACUCCAAUGAGAAAUCAUUUGUAUUCAACAGGGUGGCUAUAAAAGUGUAAAAAAUUAAUUCAUGAACAUCUAUUUUGAAAUGAUGAAGGUUGGAGUGGAAACAUUGUAUGUUAUAGCUUGACAAUACUUGUUACAUACACAAACAUUUUGUGUUCUCUGCAUGGCUUUAACACAAUCCAAACCUCUUAUAAUUACCAGUACUUCAAUUGUAUUCUGCAAAACUCUAACCUCAUUAAGGUGUUCAUAAACAUUAUUGCUGAGAAACAAACUUAUAUUAAUCCUUUUGAGUAAAAGCAAAUGCAAAACAAAAUUAUUAAGCUACUUUUUGGCAUUACUUUUUAAAAUAACAAAUUUUUUUUUUUCAGAUAUGGCAAUACAGAAUGUAAUAGGCGACAGUUUCAGAGGGGCAACAUGGGUGGCUAUACACAAUGGGGGAGGUGUGGGUUGGUGAGUUGUGUUGUUAGAGAUGGUCGGUUUAAUGUGAUUCAUUUCCUCAGAUAAUUUGAAAUUUCAAAAAGAGAAAAUUGAAGUUUGCUAACUAAAUUUGAUUUAAAUAUCUAAAUCUGUGGUCUUGAACAAAGUGAAAAUUCAUGCUGAUAGAAAUUUUUAUCGAUACCGGUAACUAACAAUAUUUACCAUUUAAUUUUAUCACUUCAAAGUUUAAUUGGAAGCAUUUGAGACAACAAUUGAUAUUAAAUUAAGGAAAAUAAUAACAGAUUUUAUUUUAUUGAUUUAGGGGUGAAGUAAUCAAUGGUGGCUUUGGUCUUAUACUUGAUGGCUCAGAGGUGAGUCUUGCUAUAGAGAGAGGAAUGUAUAGAUUUUCUUUUCAAGAUUUUUUAAUAACUUCAUAUUUCUUGUGUGGCAGUGUGCCACUUAGGGGUAAGGAGCACACUCCUGUGUUACUGUUGUUUACCCCAGGCAUGUUCACACCCACUGAACUGGACCGAUGAACAACUUAUGACGAUGACGUGUGUGAUAUAUAAGGCGGGUGAUUAAACCUGUGAUAGGGUCUGAACUGAUAUUUGGAGUCAGCUGCAUGCGUUUUAUAUUUGCCUGUUCUAAAUGAUUGUAACCCACGUUUAUUAAAUAAAGCUUUAAGUCUCAAGACCUGCAUUUUCUUGUUUAUAAAUUUAACUGUCAGCAGCCACACCACCACUUGGCUGCACAUGACAAAAUUGUUUCUGUCAAUUGGUUUUUCAUUCAACUUUUCAUUCCACAGGAUGCUGCACGUCGGGCCAAGAGCAUGUUAGCUUGGGAUGUAAGCAAUGGAGUAAGUUAUAUCUUGUUGACUUCUUGGAUAUUUUAAUUUCAUAUAUUAUUGAUGUGCACAUACAGAUCUGAUCCUAAUGGGCUCAAAAUCUAAAAAAAAAAUUAUUAGAAAUAUUAGAACCUGCCAUGCCGCUGAUGCCAUGCUGUCUACAUAAGACCUUUGUUGUUUUAAAUAUAAAUCUAGAUUUAGUUUUAAUUUUUUUGUGAGAUUAAUGUCCCUUAAGAUGCUGUUGAAAUGUUUAAUAUCAUAUUUUAAAUGUUAUUUAAAUAGGGAAAAGGUCUUCCUCCUUAUUUAUUAACAUUGCUCAACUUUUAAAAUAAGAUAAGAUUAAUUUAUUGACCCAAAGAAUGGAAAUGUUUUAAAUACUUUGUAUAUAUUCAUUGUCAGCACAUCAAUAAAUACAUAUUUUAACCUAGACCACAUUUUACCAUUAUAACUAUUUAAACACAAGACAUCUAAAGUAUUUCUCUAGCAUAGAGAACAGCCUUCAAUUAAUUUCUUUAGUGACAAUAAAGAGUUAAUUAGUGUUCUUUUAGAGUUUGUAACUGCUGGGGGAGCAUGCAGGUAAAUUCUUACAGACAGGGGAACAAAAGAAUUUUUAUAUCUUUCAGUCCUAACUUUAAGAGAGAUAAAUUCACCCUGAUUAGACUGAUUUUAGGUACCGGUAGCUGUUAAAAACUUGUUUGUUUAUCCUGAAAUUGUAUUAUAUAUUUAAGAUAGAAAAGUCUUUGGUUGACUUUUCAUACCUAAUUUGGCCGUGUUCAUGCAGUGUAAGCUUAUGGUGAAUAUUAUCAACAUGUGUACGUUGAUCAACAUUUUAAAUGUAGUCAACUGAUGAUUUUUACAAGCAUUACAUCUUAAAAUAUAACAAAAAUUAAAAAAGAGUCAAUUAAAGAGAAUUGUGGUUUGCUAUCUUAUUAAACUGAAUUUUGUAUUGUGUCCAUUGAAAUUUUAUUGAACUUAACAUUUCUUAAUCCCAAAAAUUAAAAAAAACAAAUAUUUAAAAAAAACAACUUUUAAACAACUCAACAUGUCAUAAGACACUAUGAUGAGCAAGAUCUGUCACAUAACACUAUGAGCAAGAUCUGUCACAUAACACUAUGUGCAAGAUCUGUCACAUAACACUGAGCAAGAUCUGUCACAUAACACUAUGUGCUAGAUCUGUCACAUAACACUAUGAGCAAGAUCUGUCACAUAACACUAUGAGCAAGAUUCAGCUGACAAGCAGACACAGUACAAGUACCGGUACAAUAAAAAAAAAAAAAAGAAGAAAAAUUGCUCUCAAACAGCAUUGUAAACAUGAAUAUUAUACGUAACUGCAUUUGAUAUAGAGCAUCUGAGCAUUGCACUCCCUACUUUCAAAACGCUAUUUAAUCAAGUUUUGCAUGGCUUCCUUUUUUUUUCUUUUUUUUUUUUAAUAGAAAUAUUUACAAGAAUAAAGUAAACAAUUAUUUUUUUUUAAGUAUUGCAUUUAAUAAAAAAAAUCUUUGUGUGUCUAAAGGUUUCUCGACGAUGCUGGGCUGGAAAUGAAAAUGCUAAGCUGGCAAUACAACGUACAAUGGAUACUGAGCCACAGCUGAAGGUUACCAUGCCCUAUGAAAUAGAAGAUGACAGUCUUUUGGAAAGGGCUUUACAUCCAUGUUUUUGAUUUUCAUGGAGUCUUCGCUAGGCAUUCCUAGAGAUGUGCAUUUUUUAAUAUCUGCUGAUGAAAAUGAAUGGAAUAAAUACAGAUGCCUCCACGCUUUGAAAUAUUUGUGUAAUUUGAUACAAAAUUUGAGGACAUUGAAUUAUUUACAUCUUUUACAUGAAAUAUAUACAGAUGAAUAAUAUGGCAGCAUUUAUCCUUUCUUUUUUAAUUUAACCACCAUGGGCUGUAAAGGAUCAAUUCAAUUAUUGCCAAUAGUAAUAAACUGAAAUAUUUUUAAUGGAAGUGAUAACAUAUUUACAUUUAACAUUCAGCUUUGUUUUGAUAUCAAGAAAUGUUUUUUACUUUAACUUUUAAAUCUCAUCAAAAAUCAAUUAUGCAAUUUCCUAGAUCAACUAGCGAAGAAUUAAGAUUUAAAUUUAUUAAUAUUUUCCUCCCCCUUAAAGAACAUGACUAAUCAAUUAUAAGUGACAAUCGUGAUGUAUCGAUAUGAAAAAUCAUCUUGGUGGCUGACUCAUUGCAGCAGCCUUUCGAAAGUUGUUGAAGUGAUCUAAGUACUGAGCCAUCGUCAUUGCUGGUGUGUAUGUUUCAUCCAUUUUUACUUUCAAGCUAGGUGGAGGUGAUUCUGCAAUAUUUCCUAUCAGGCUAUGUAAAAGUUCUUUCAACAAAUUCCAGCAUUCUGAGGCAACAACUGAUGGGCAGUAUUCAACCUAAAAAUGAGGUUUUUUUUUAAAAUGUAUAUACUUUAAGAAGUUUAGAGUUGUAAUUUAUGUAAUUUUCCUAACAAAGUAGAUUUACAAUCAUAAUAAAUCUAUUCAUUUCCAUAUAGUUAAAUAAACAUAAUAUAUAUUAA